Molecule: messenger RNA, 983 nt
Organism: Oncorhynchus gorbuscha (pink salmon)
Lineage: Eukaryota; Metazoa; Chordata; Actinopteri; Salmoniformes; Salmonidae
Product: DNA helicase B-like
Exons: 3
Coding region: 50-886 (278 amino acids)
Source: RefSeq, a predicted model, not a curated record
UCAGCUGUCAAAUUAAAUUGACGCGCGAAAUAAGCAAAACAAAACAGAAAUGUCACAGUCGGGGUGUCCUCUUGGUGACAGAAUCCUAGUAGGUUACAUUUUACCCGAAAAGAAGGUUAAAAACUCCGACUCUGAUUGGGAAGAUGAUGAUGAUGAUGAGGAGGAGGAAGAAGAAGCACAGCCGGAGUUUCUGGAUAUGAAAGAGAUGGACAGCGUUAGUUCAGGAGGACACGUGUUUAAUUCCUCCGUACCGGGCCGAAACGAAGUUGAUUUCCUGGACAGCGUGUCUGGUAAGAGAUGCAGAGUACUGGGCCGGUUCAGUCUGAAGGACCCGUGGUGGGAGGCUACCUGCACGGCCCGCGCAGCCAGGGGCAAGCUGGUGCUACGGGGCUACCCUGCCUACCGCCUUCGCUCAGACCUCCAGGGAGACCCGGACCACUCUGUCCUGUCUCUGUUCCUCACCGCCUGCGGCGUGGACGCACAGUUCGUCGUCUCCUUCUUUGCUUGGCUGCCGAUGGGAAGGAAGGUGGAGUUUGCUAACUUGCAGGAAGUUCUGGCUGAGUUUGAGGAAGGAGAGCAGCACAGAGCUUUGGCACAGCAGAUUAAAGCCUUGGUCUCUGUUUCAGGGAUGCGCGUGACUGCUGCCUCUCUGUACCCCCAUGUGAUGAGAUACCUGCCUACCCUACUGCCAGGGCGCUUCACAGAGCUCCUGAGUCGGGGAAAGAAAAGCCCAAAACAUCCUGCGGCACAGGGUGCUACACAGAUAGAGGAGGAAGAGGAGGAUCUCAGCUUGCUGGCCAAAAUAGAGGAGAUGAUCAAGACGGACGUCUGGAAGCUGGGCUUUAACUAUGUAAAGCGUAACCUCCUGGCUGGUUGUGGACUGUGAUUGGUUAACAUACUCUGUCAACAGUUUCUGUAGUCUUCGAUCGGACCAAUCCAGCAGUGAACUAUCACAUAGCAUCCCUCCUGUCACGUAGCAUCCC